AACUCUCUCCCCCACGGACAAAUCACAAACGACAGAAAACUUAUUACUUACCACGCUAUUUAUUAGUCCACUAUGUUCUAAAUUACUCCCCAACCCGUAGUUUAUAAUUUGACAAGAUCAAGUUAUAUUAGAGAGUUUAUCAAUUAUGUUUUAUUUUGAUUACCUAUAAGCGCUUUUAUUACUAGACCACAAGGUCCCCAGACAAAAAUUUUCAAUAUGUUUACAACAAUAUUAUCAACCCAAGAAUGUCACAAAUUAAUUACAGUACAAUCUCAAACUCUUCACAGUAUGAAGAGUUGGACUUUGAGUCCCUUCUAAACUCAUUCAGCCCUCCAAGCCUUACAAACAGUCCGUUCUCAUCAAUGUCCUCCCCGGAGCAGCAACUAAUUACACCACAAAUGCUCCACAACGACACAAAUGACAUGCUCGCAGGCUUUCCACUCUUUGGCGCUCAAACUGAUGUCAAGGUCGAGCCAUCUGAUGAGUAUGUCAAUCCGCUACCAUCUGAUUCUGUGUUUGAAGGCUUCUCAUCUCUGUUCAAUAAGGAUACUUUAAAUGCAGCAACUCCACCAAAAGAGGAUAAUCACCAACCUUCACUUUCGCCAGCUCCAAAGGCAAAGACACGCUCAACUGCCCAGUCAGCCAAACGUACCAAGGUUUCUAUGCAAGAUCCAAUACAGCCUAGGAACUACUCGUCGGCUUCUGCUACAUCCCGUAAAAAGAUCCCCGCUGCCUUUGAGUCACGACUCGACAAGAAAAGAGGUCGGGAAGAGGUGGAAGAUGACGUACCUUUGGACGUUAAAGAUGCGAUUGAAGCCAAGCGCAGACAGAACACGCUGGCUGCUCGCAAGUCCCGUGAAAGGAAGAGGAAGGAAUUGGAAACUCUUGAAGGUCAGGUCAAUGAGUUGCAGAUGCAGAACAGGGCGCUUGUUGAUCAAGUCGAACGUUACAAGGGUAUUGAAGAAGAGUUGAGGUUGCUCAGAAUGGAGAAUGAUAAUCUGAAGAACGCUCUCCAUAUCUAGUUUAAAUUUUUUUCUAUGUUUUAUAUUUCUUUUCUUUCCCUAUAUUAAUACAUUUCAUUUUAGACUAAUAUUGG
Wallemia mellicola CBS 633.66 is the source of this 1096-nucleotide messenger RNA. RefSeq lists its product as hypothetical. Gene Ontology annotation, cellular component: nucleus. Gene Ontology annotation, molecular function: RNA polymerase II transcription regulatory region sequence-specific DNA binding; DNA-binding transcription activator activity, RNA polymerase II-specific. Lineage: Eukaryota; Fungi; Basidiomycota; Wallemiomycetes; Wallemiales; Wallemiaceae. Gene Ontology annotation, biological process: regulation of transcription by RNA polymerase II. The coding region runs from base 246 to 1022 and encodes 258 amino acids. The record is from RefSeq and is a predicted model, not a curated record. The transcript has 2 exons.